UCCUCACAUCACUAGUGAAACCUCUGACAUUCUCAACAAAUGUAAACAUAUUGAUUUGUUGUAUUUUUAACUCAUUUUAUUGACUUGCGGCAAAGGUUCAUUACAAAAUGGACCAGGAGACCGCGAAGAAGCUCCUCGUCGAGGGCGGGACGUUCGUGUUCCUCGGAGUACCAGAGGAAACGCAGUUUGGCAUUGACAUGCAAUGCUGGAACACUGAUGAGGAUUUCCGUGGAAUUAAGAUGAUUCCACCGGGUUUGCACUACGUGCAUUACUCCGCGGUCAGCAAGAGUACCGGGGACGUCUGCCCAAGGUCUGGAUUCAUGCACUACUUCCACAAGAAAGAGUUUCUCGUAAAGAUGUGGGACAAGAAGACGGAAGACAUAAGCACAGAGGAGAUAAGCGAGGAGAGCAUCCAGCGGUUGAAGGACAACCUGUUCAACUUGGACCGGCACCUGGCUCCGUACCCCUAUGAGAUAUGGCAGAAAUGGAAGCUGCUCACAUCACAGAUAACAGCUGAACUUGCAACAAAACUGUCUCCAGAAAAGGGUAUCAUCCGAGCUUCAGUGGAACUCCUCUCCAUGACGGAUGAAGACCGGCCGCGAGGCACCAAGUCCGAGUCAAUGGAGAGCCAGGAGGACCCUGAAACACCGACUGAGGAGGGUGCGGAAGAGACUCCGGGACAGUCAGAUGCUAAGAGAGCUAAGAGAGUGACUAGGGCUGAGAAAGAGAAUGCAAUGUUACCGGACUUGAAACCUGUACCAGGCGCUUCAAUGAGGUUCACAGAAAUACCGCAGGACAAAUACCCUCCAGGUUCCACUCCAGAAGAGAUCACCAAGCAUUACUUAGACCAGUCCUACUCUUUAGAGCUGAUGAUCGCGCAACACGAUGAGCCCCUGCACAUCAUCGGAGAGCUGCAACUAGCAUACCUUUGCUUCCUAAUCGGCCACUCCCUCGAAUGCUUCGAGCACUGGAAGAGCCUCGUCAUCCUUCUCUGCUCGUGCGACGACGCCAUCCACAAAUACAGAAGCGUCUUCUUCCACUUCAUCAGAACAAUUGAGAUACAAAUCGAAGAGAUGCCUGAAGACUUCCUAGCAGAUAUCGUUAUGAACAAGAACCUAGUCUAUAAGAAGCUGAGAGAAUUCUUCAGAACAGCUUAUGUCAGCAAAGUAGAUGGACGACUCCUCACAAUGAUUGAACGAUUCAAGGAGAAUUUAACAGAGAAAUUGCAAUGGGAUUUCACGGGAUUGGAUGCUGAUGAUGAAGAUGAGAGACCAGUUAUUGUUAAAUUGGAUGAUACGGAGUAGAUAUGAAAUAGAUCGUAUCGAAACAAUUGGAAUUUUUGAAAUAUACCCGAAGUCACGCACGCCAAUGUGGAGGUCAAAUAAUCCGUUUGUAUGGAUUGAAUUGUCUGAGAUGAACAAAAUCCAUUCAAAUAUUGAGCAGCCUGGGCAAAAAAAAUAGAUAUUGUAUUGAGUUUGCGUAAAUGCAUUAUUUUUCAAAUAGUUUCAAUGUUAGGUGGAUUUGCUUGUUAUUAAAUAUAUUAUCUAUGCAUUUUUAGGUAUCUUUAGCAUUAAAUUUAUCGGAAUGUUAUGUCAAUUGAUGAUAUUAUUUUAUAUCUUUAUUUUUUUACAAACAUAACAAUGUCUGUUAGCAUAUAGGUUGUGACAUAGUUCGACGUGUUCCAACAUUGUAAAACUCCGAUAUAUUUAAUGUUAGUGAAAGUCUGCGACAGUUGCUGUCUCUGGGUUUUACCCGGUUAUAGGUGGUGCCAAGUGGGGAUUUGUGUAGCUUAGUAGGCUAGCAGACCCACCCACAUUUACUUAUAUACAUAUUUCUACCUAAAUGUUUUAGUACAAAUACCUGUUUAGCUUUCUCUUCAUAUUAAUUGUAUUUAGAUGUUUUUCUAUUACGGACUUUUUCAGAUGAUUCGUCAGUAGCUGUCAGUAGUGUACAUAUCGUAAGCCAAAAUAAAAUAAUUUUGGACUUGACCCUUUGAACGCCACGCAUAUCGCGUUGCGUGGUGUAUUCCCAUCUGUCCCCGCCUCAUGUAUGGCAGCGGUCUCGUAGGACAGGGACAAAUGGGAAUACACCAGGCACGUGAUCGUGAACCUUAUCAAAAUGCACAAAGGUAGAUUGGGCUUUAGUCGCGCGCGUCAGUUGAAGUCUUUGGCGGUCAACGGGGUAGCUCCAGCGGCAAUAGGUCGACACCGACAGUGAAAUAGUUCCCACAUAAACCCAUUCAUGUCCUGUCAUACAGAAACACACAUAUAUUUUGUGGGAAUUACGGUUAAAUUAAAUGUUUUCAAUAACCAAGUGUUAUUGAGUCGUGAAUAAAUAAACGUCCGUAACAAUCACACUUGAAAGAAUGCUUAAUUCGCGACGUUUGUAAGUACACGAUUUUAUUUUAUGAUUGAUAUAUUUAGGUACCUAUACUAUACUUAAUUACCAUCACGGCUCGAUGAUCUUGCUAUUUUGUUAUAAUGAUUUGAUUAAGCAUAAUGAAUCCUUUUGAGUAGUACAGUUUAGAACUGUAGUUUUAUGUACUGUGUACAUCCCUAGGAUCCAGAUCAAGAAUUGUGGACAAUCCUUUUGUGAUCCCUGCCCCAAUAAUAUACCAAUGUCAAUUUAAAACUAGAUUCUAGGUGUUUUUGAUCAAUAUUAGCUUUAGUGCAAUAAAUAGACGUUAUUUUCUGAUCAUCUGUGAAUUCUAUUUCAAUUGUAAGUACAUUAAUAUAGUAAAUAAAAUGUACCUGU
This is a messenger RNA of Cydia splendana, 2754 nucleotides long. Its product is annotated as protein AAR2 homolog. The record is from RefSeq and is a predicted model, not a curated record. The transcript is spliced from 5 exons. Bases 108 to 1304 code for a protein of 398 amino acids. Gene Ontology annotation, biological process: spliceosomal tri-snRNP complex assembly. NCBI's taxonomy places the organism in Eukaryota, Metazoa, Arthropoda, Insecta, Lepidoptera, Tortricidae.